Messenger RNA from Exophiala spinifera, 510 nucleotides. RefSeq lists its product as uncharacterized. The coding region runs from base 1 to 510 and encodes 169 amino acids. The record is from RefSeq and is a predicted model, not a curated record. The transcript has a single exon. NCBI's taxonomy places the organism in Eukaryota, Fungi, Ascomycota, Eurotiomycetes, Chaetothyriales, Herpotrichiellaceae.
AUGUCCAUUGACUUUGUGAUGGACGAACCCCUGAUGCGGAAACCGGCACCAGGAUCAGCAAAAGGACCAGCAACAGGACCAGCACCAGAACCAGAACUAGAAGAAGCCUGCAACAACAAAAAGCCCACGACGGGCAAAUUUUCUGCUCCAGUGUCUCUGGACCCAGAUGGACUGUCGGCAAGACCUCCGUACACGCAGGAAAUGAACUAUUUCAUCUGGUACCAUCGAAUCGACCGCGGUCUGUCGUGGGACACUGUCACGUACAAGUUCAAUCGCUACUUCGACGAAAAUCGACCGAAAAUCGGGCUCCAGUGCCGAUUCUAUCGACUUCUCGCCCAAAACAAAGUCGCGCCCGUCCGGCGGCAACUGGACUCCCCUCCUUAUGGUCAGGUCACAAGGUUACUGGAUUUUACAGAACUCCGCUUUCCGUGGAUGCGGCGUGCGCAUCGGAAGCGCCGUGGUGUACCUCAACGGCGGACUUGUGCCGUCGUCAGUGACAGGGGUGACUAG